Molecule: messenger RNA, 555 nt
Organism: Python bivittatus (Burmese python)
Lineage: Eukaryota; Metazoa; Chordata; Lepidosauria; Squamata; Pythonidae
Gene: UBL5
Product: ubiquitin like 5
Biological process (GO): protein modification process
Source: RefSeq, a predicted model, not a curated record
UUUCGGGGUGACCACCCACUUCCGGUUUGGCGGGCCUCGAUUGUUUGUUCUCCGUGAGGGGUUGCGUAUUCUGCUGAGGGGUUGUGGCCUCUUGGCUUUCCCACCCUCAAGGAAGCCUCUUCCGCGUUUUCUAGCAGAGCCGAACGUGAAGCCGUGAUCAAGAUGAUUGAAGUAGUUUGCAAUGAUCGGCUGGGCAAGAAAGUGAGAGUGAAGUGCAACACUGAUGAUUGCAUCAGGGACCUGAAGAAGCUUAUUGCUGCCCAAACUGGUACUCGCUGGGACAAGAUUGUUCUGAAGAAAUGGUAUACGAUUUUCAAGGACCAUGUGAUGCUGGCAGACUAUGAAAUCCAUGAUGGUAUGAACCUGGAACUAUAUUAUCAGUAAUGUUUUGGUCAUGAUGUUGUGUUUCCUUGUUCUGAAUUUCUCAGUCUAUGGAUGGGUUACUUUGUGGCUUGAUGUUGAGUCAGGAAUAUUUUAUCCUUGAUGGCAAUAAAUCAAGAAACCUGUAUUCAAACUCUGUUUUCAUUUAUUUGUAUUUAAUAAAUGUGAUUGACA